Molecule: messenger RNA, 607 nt
Organism: Lactuca saligna
Lineage: Eukaryota; Viridiplantae; Streptophyta; Magnoliopsida; Asterales; Asteraceae
Source: the annotation of a GenBank genome assembly
CCGGUUCUUUAGUCGCUGAUGAUGAGUUGUGAAGAAGCCUAAGAUCCCGGCAAAAAUCUUCAGUUUUUGGCCCACCUUCCCCUAUAUCUGUUCUUCUUCUCCUUCGUUGAAAAUAUCCCUUUUCUCUUUCUACUAAACGAUUUUUCUUUAUCUCUCAGUAAAAAAACCUAAGACCACUCACUACACCUCCGUUUACACCUGCCACCACCAAACCAGCAACGUACAAACGGACCCCUCAGUUACAUCGUGCGCACCACCACCGUGUGAUUGCACCACCACAUCAACUAAGCAGAAACCAACAUCGCACCACCAGAUAAGUGAAUAGGUAACUCUAAUUUAAUCUCAUUCCUUGCUUUCUUCUCCCCUGUCUCUCCGACUUUAAAAACCUUCAAACAAAAACCCUUAUAUGUAGAGAUCAUCCCUACCUUGGAGGCCACAAAGACGAAGAGCAAUAAAUAUUGUGAAAAGUAAUGCUCAAAAUCUUAUCAAGGUCGAAAGGAAUCAAAAGAGAUCAUCCCUACCUCGGAGGCCACAAAGACAAAGAGCAACAAAUAUUGUAUUUUGAACCAAAACACCAAACUCUGAAAUCAUCGACUCACUUCUCGGG